UGUACUAUUAAGUACUGUACUACUGUGUAGUCCACGACUCGCGAAGACAAAUCAUGAUUUAAUAUUAUAUUUAAUAAACCGUGACCAAAAUAAAGCUUAUUAUAGCUAUCACCAUAAUAGUUAAAUAGUUUAAUUUAUACUUAAGUAACAACCGGUGUUUGUUAAUACUUAAUAAUCAUUAAUAAUUUGACACUCAAAAUGACGUUCAAUAAUCAAAUGAUGUCAGAGAAAUAUUGUUAGAUUAAAUUGCAUCAUUAGAGCAGUUUAACAUCUCGUCAAAUUCAAAGUUUUUAGUUCUUGACUUGCCGUGGAGUUUUUAAAAUGAGUUAUACGAAUAAAGUUAUUCAUAGUGGAUAUUUUAACGAUACUCUUAGACAAUGGCAGUGUCAAAACACUCAAAUUACUUCUUUAAAUUUAAUGUAUCCUAUUUUUAUCUUAGAUGAAAAGGAUGUAAGAGAAGAAAUAAAAUCAAUGCCAGGUAUCUACCGACAAGGAUUAAACCAUGUUAAAGCCAUGUUGGAUCCAGUUGUUGAGUCAGGGCUUAAAUCUAUCUUAAUUUUUGGUGUGAUCAAUAAGUUAUCAAAAGAUCAAUGUGGAACACAUGCUGAUUCUCUUGAAAAUCCAGUUAUUCAAGCUUUACCAUUGUUAAAGAAAUGGUACCCAAAUCUUGUGAUAGCUUGUGAUGUGUGCUUGUGUCCAUACUCGUCUGAUGGACAUUGUGGGAUCGUUGAAAACCAGCAAAUAGACAACAUAAAAAGUAUAAACAGGAUAGGAGAAAUCGCAUUGUCAUAUGCUCUUGCUGGUGCAGACAUUGUUGCUCCAUCUUGUAUGAUGGAUGGGCAUGUAACAGCUAUUAAACAGAGUUUAAUGAAAGAGAAUUUGUUGAGUCGAGUUAGCGUUUUAUCGUAUUCUGCCAAAUUUUGUUCUGUAUUUUAUGGACCAUUCAGAGAUGCUGCAAAUUGUGCACCAAGUUUUAGUAAUCGUUCGUCAUAUCAAAUUCCUGUAGGAAGUUCAAGUAUUGCAGAAAGAGUUGUGGAUAGAGAUAUCUCUGAAUCUUGUGAUAUGACUAUGGUAAAACCUGGUAUGAUGUACUUAGACAUAGUAAGAAAAGUUAAGGAUAAACAUCCAAAUAUACCAAUAUUUAUAUAUCAGGUGUCUGGAGAAUAUUCAAUGUUAUAUUAUGCUGUACAAGCUGGUGUAGUACAAUUAAAAGAGGGUUUAAUUGAAAUUUUAAGGAGCAUGCGACGGGCCGGUGGUGAUGUGAUUGUGACUUACUAUACUCCAGAAAUUUUAAAAUGGUUAAAAGAUGUACCAUUAUUAUAAAUAUUAUGAUUUUACUGUGGGCCCUGGUGUAUAUUUUCUCUAGUAUUAUAGUUUAUUUUUUAUUUUUAUUUUGACUGGGAGUACAUCCAAAGGUUUGGUUGGUUGUCCAUUUGGCAGAAUUUUUAUUUUUAUCUGCUAGGCACAGUUUGUAUUAAAGUACCAAAUUUGUACCACAAAAUAAUAUACUCAUUCAUACUUGUUAUCAGAAAUAAAAGGUUAAUAUAUAUUAUAAAAACAAGCUCUCCUCAUUUUUUGUAUUAAUUAGAAUUUAUUUUUAUUGGUGUUUAAAAUGGAAACUCUGGUGCUAUGUCAGUAGAUCUGUCCCCGUUCUUGCUUUGGUUGCUCAUUCUCUUUCGGCUACUUAAAAUUAUAUUCUUACUUCUAACAAAUUGCCUCUCUACGAAGCAGACUUUUCUUUGUUUGUACUUGCUCCUAUAAUAAAUUGUGAUGUCCUAGGUCAUUCCCUAGAUUUUCUUAAAUCCUCUUCCCCCAACUUGGUCAAUGGUCUUUUUCAGGAUUACAUUCACCAAACCUUUCCUCUUUUUAUUUUAAUUUGCACCGACGGUUCGGUCUCUCCUAUUUCGGCCGGCUACUCUUUUUUCAUUGCUGAAUUACUUAUUUCCUUUACCAACAACCUCCCAUCAAUAGCUUCUUCAUACACAGCUGAAUGCUUUGUUAUCAUCAAAGUGCUCAAACUUAUCUCCACCCUACUGCCCAAUAAAUUUCUUAUUGCUACCGAUUCGCUUUCUUGCCUACAAUCCCUCUCUUCUAAUGUCUUCAACUCAUCACCUAGUCUUUUUACCUUUUUGAUCAGGAACCUUCUUCUUACCCUCUCUAAUUCGGGUUUUGUAAUUCAAUUUCUCUGGGUUCCAGGCCAUACAGGUAUCUUAGGCAAUGAAAUCGCGGAUUCCCUGGCCAAAACCAUAGCGUCCAUUCGAAUCCAGCUAGUAAUUUGAUUCCUUGGUCGGACUUCUGUCCCAUUCUUAAAUCUUGCGUCAAUCGUUUAUGGACUAAUUCCUUCACAAAUCUCCCUCCCAACUAUGCCAUUUGGUACAGAAAUAUUAACACUAGCAUUCCAUCCAAGCCGUGGUUUUCCAGUCUAAAAUUAUCUCGUAAAGUAAUUAGUUCUUUUUCCCGCCUUCGUUACGGCCACUCUUUACUCCCCUCACAUUCCUUCAAAUUAUCCUUGAACAACUCGCCUCUCUGUAUUUUUCCUCACAUUCCAGCGGUCUGUGAUUUUGAUCACAUUGUAUUUGACUGCCCCUUCUUAUCGGCAAAACGUUCUCGCUUCUUUUCUCUCCUUCACUCUCUCAACAUUACCCCCGACGCUCGCCAAAUACUUUCAUCACAAUCUGUUUCUGCCAUUACCGCCACAAUUUCGUUCUUUCUUAAUUCUGGGUUACUUAUAUAAUAAACUAUAGCAUGUACAAUUAAUUGUUGAGAUUAGUUGUAAAUUACAAAAUUUCAAUAAAAAAAAAAAAAGAAACAGUUUAGUUUUGGAUUCAAGGUGUCUGUCAAUUUAAACAUUAAAUAUUAUUCAAAUUUAAGUGAAAGUUAAGAAAUUUAUAUGGGUAACCGUAACACUAAUAAUUACAGUUUAAGCCUCUGCUCAGCAUUAGUAAAUCUAGGGUUUUGCCUCCAAACCCCUUGGGGCUACAAUCGCUAACUUGAUGGUGAGGGGAGAGAGCAUACUGACCUUCGGGCAGGCAAAUGACCUUACAAGUAAACUUAACCUUUUUAGUUAAAGUAACACAAGUAUAGUGGCUCCCUUCACCUACCUACCCCGAUCGCCAAACUCUAGGUCCUCCGAGCGACAUUAAUGUAGUGUUCCGCGCAUAUGUACGUAUAAUCGUAAAAUCGCAAACUUCAAAAGUAAGUCCGAGCUCAAUUCUGGUUGCACCAUCGUUCUUCAACUCGUCUAGUUACAUAAUAGUUUCGAUAUAAAAAAAAUAAAUUGGUGAGGGAGAACUAAACUGCGUUUAUACCAAUUUUAAUUAUGUUUCAUUUAUUUUAAAUUUAAUAAAUCCUGAAACAUAGGAAAACAACGCCCUAGACAGGGGCAUCAAUCAUCACUUAUAAUGAAAAUAAAUAAUGAUAUGUUUAUUUUGACAAUAACAAAAAAAAAAUGUCCCAGAUCCUCAUAAAAAAGUAGAACGAUUUCUAAAUUAAAAUGUACAAAUAUAGCUAUCGUUGGUGGGAGUAUGGUAACAGGGAGGCAUAGUCCCCCCUAGUUACGCCUAUGGACAUGAUAUGAUUGUCCUGCUCUGUUGUUCCAAAUACAUAUUAUUAGGUAUUUAAAUGGGUUUAAAUCGAUUAUAAUUCUUCACACACAUAUAAAAAAAUAACAGGUUAUUUUAAACCAAAUAAUAUAUUAUUUAUGAACUAUGUUGGCAACACUUUGAAAAAUUAAGUGUUCCAAGUUCCAAUCAUGACUAUACAGUAAUACAGUAUACAAUUACUUGAAAGUUAAACUUGAAACAAUAGCUGACCGUAGGCGAGCAGCUGCUAAUCUCGCCAGGCCUUUUUUGACCAAAUUAUUACAAGGGAAAAUCGAUUCACUGUACUCAUUAUUAUCACAAACAUCUUUUAAUAUUCCAUUCCGGACCUCAUAUCCCAACAUUUUCCCUUUUCACUCCCUACUUCUAACAACUAAUAAUUAUGGUCAAAUAUGAUCCACUCAUCGCUACAUGAAUUUAGGUAAUC
Molecule: messenger RNA, 4026 nt
Organism: Myzus persicae (green peach aphid)
Lineage: Eukaryota; Metazoa; Arthropoda; Insecta; Hemiptera; Aphididae
Product: delta-aminolevulinic acid dehydratase
Exons: 9
Coding region: 322-1323 (333 amino acids)
Biological process (GO): heme biosynthetic process
Cellular component (GO): cytosol
Molecular function (GO): porphobilinogen synthase activity; zinc ion binding
Source: RefSeq, a predicted model, not a curated record